AUGCGCUAAUUUCAAAUGUUGCUGUACCGUUCGUUUCUAUUGACUUGCAAACUAGUGAUCCAAAUUGUUAAAGUUAUCGAAGAGGUGAUCGAGUUGAUUGGUAAUCUUUAUGCUUUCACGGAACAAUGACCAGUGCAACGACAGGACUCGUACCUAUCACAGAGAUAACAGACCGAGAUGACGAGCAGGGGAUUGUAAACCUAAUACAAUCCUUGAUGCAACAUAUCCAGGAAAGAGAUCUGCUGCGAGACGAUUUGCGCCAGAAACAGGAUAAUUUUAGAAACAUAUUGGUAAAAUUAGAACGUGAAAAUAUGUCUCUCAAGAAGGAGAAUACUUCGUUGAGAACUUGCAAUGAUCAGCAGAAAAAGACGAUUUCUUCAUUGGAGGAGCUUGUCUAUAAGUUAGAUAAUCAGAUAGAUAGCUUGCUGCAUAAGUUAAAUAAUGCAAAUGAUGCUUUGAGGAGUAUGCAACAGGAGGUGAGAAACAGAGACAAACAACUAAAGCAGUAUGCAACAGACAAGCAGAAAAUAAUACAGAAAUGCAGUAAUAAGAUACAAGCUGAGACUGACAGAAUGGCCAAAGAAUUGGAGACCAAACUUCAAGAGCAGCGUGAACAAUUAGAGAGUCACAUUAAAAAGAAGGAUCAGAAAUUAAAAUUAGUGAAACAGAUACUGCUAAAUAAUGACAAUACAAUGUCUGAUGAUGCCACAAUAACAGCACAGUCGGAUUCUAAUUCAAAUACCGAGAGACCUGAGGAACCCGUCUCGACGACAUUCGUGAAGAAGCCAUUUGUGGUGGCAACCAUUGAUCCACAAGCUCUAUCAACAUCUACGAUCGUGUUAACUGAUGCCAUAGCAAAAUCAGACUCGGAAGCAACGAAAAACGCGAGUGAUCCGGUCGAACUAUGCAGACUGAGCAGAAGAGAUAAAAUUCCAGUGGUAAAUCUGAGAUAUCAGCAAUCGCGAAAUUCAAGCAAAUGGAUAGACCAUCGUCCUGGCCAGAUGGUACCCAUCGGUACGAUCUUUCAGCCGCAAACACCGAGCAAACACAGUAUCACAAAGCUGACAAAUCCGAAGCCUUUUAUGACCAGAUCCGCUAGAUAUUGCUUGUACGCGCAAGAACAAGAUACGGACGGUGAGCUCGAGACUAAACUGUACAAAGCGGAUGUAUUGCCGACAUGCAGUGGAGGAGCACAGGUUGUGUUUAAUGAUAUAGAAUGUCUGAAACAGGUCUCUCCGGCUAGACAGAAACAGCAUAGUAAGCCAGUAAACGCAGAAAGUAGUUCGGCAAAUUUAUAA
This is a messenger RNA of Harpegnathos saltator (Jerdon's jumping ant), 1298 nucleotides long. RefSeq names its product kinesin 6B. The record is from RefSeq and is a predicted model, not a curated record. Bases 126 to 1298 code for a protein of 390 amino acids. The transcript is spliced from 8 exons. Lineage: Eukaryota; Metazoa; Arthropoda; Insecta; Hymenoptera; Formicidae.